GCUUACGUGCGAUUAGAUCAUGCAGGAUUUUACUAUAUAGACGAAGUCAACUUGUUCAUGUUCUAUGUGCCAUAAAGAUGGUUGGUGAAAAUCUAGCGUGAUCGUUGCACGCAUACCAUUUACCGUGCCUAGUCUGCCUAAUUCACUCUUCACGGUACCAAUAUCUCAAUCAUCCCAGCCUUUCCCGUCUAAUCCAUUACCGAUGGCGAUAACAGUUUUAUCAACAGUACCGUUUGCUUCAUCGACCGCCGAUAAGGGCUGACCGCAUAUUUUUCGUACGGUGAACGCAAGCAUAAUUCAUGUAACGCAUGCAGAAAGCGUUAGCUUAGCCGUCUAAUGCCCCUUUCGCACGGUUAACUUUGCGCAGGCGGUCCAUAGUACGGGGCAAAACGGCUGUUGUGAAUUAAAGAUUAGAGAUUGCAAAAGGCAACAAGCGAUGGAACUAAUUUUUACUAGCGAUAGGCUUUCUGCUGGAAAAAUACAAAACAAACAUCAAAAUAACACACAGUGGAAGCGGCAGUGAAGCAGUGUCGAUCGGUAGCUUCGUACGGUGUGGAGUUUGCUCUGCCCGCUCUUGACGGUUGAGCGGUUGUUUAUUGUGUGCUGAUCGGUUGGUGUGCGUGUCUAUUGCUAACGUGCCGAUCACGCACCCACACACGCACGAGCGCGGGGUUGAAGCGGACAGUCGUCCAGUUAACGACUUCUCGGACGGUCAGGGUUAAGCUGUUUGGCAUUGGAUACAGUGGCGAAUGAAAAAGAAGCUAGAGAUCUAAGAAUGCUUUUGAUCAAAAUAUUGUGAACAAUAACAUCUUCAGCUCUAAAAAAAUCACAUUUUUGUCUCUUGAAAAAAAACCCGCAUUACAUUUACAAAUGAUACCAGUUACUAACUUAAAACAAUCAACCAUAAAAACACUGCCCUCAGACGACCCAGUUGGUGGCGCAAUAAUUAAUUAAAAACCCAAACUUUCUCCCGCUGCUGGGGCAAACGGCUCCGAAGCGUAACGCCACUCCACAGUCCCAAGCUCGUAACGCUGCGGAACAAGAGAGAGGCGUGCGCAUUGGAAAGGGACGGCUGGCACGUGCAGGUGUAGGAAUUUUUGGAAGCUGAAACGAGUUUAGCUGUGGUCCGAUUCCGAUACCGUCAGUUCGAGACCCGACGUCGUUGCUCGCACUGUUGUUUUUGCUGUGAGAGAUCGACCCUCCAGGGUGUAAACAGUUAUUUCAAAGUGUUGGUACAUCUCGGUCCUGCUCUGUUCUAUCAACCAUCAACCAUCAAGCGAUCAACAUGACGAGUUCGCCGUUCGCCACCAUUAACGAUGCAGCUCUGCGAUCGUACAUCUUUUGGUCCUCGGUGCUGGUGAUGAAGAUGUUGUUCAUGUCACCGCUAACGUCACUGAACCGAAUUCGGAAGAUGGCAUUUGCCAGUCCCGAAGACACCAGAGUGAUCAGCAAGAAGCUAGUGCCCAAGUACGACGAUCCGGACGUGGAGCGUGUGCGCAGAGCGCAUCAGAACGAUCUGGAAAACAUUCUGCCGUUCUUCGUCAUCGGCUUCCUGUACCUGUUGACCAAUCCGGCACCGUGGCUGGCCAUCAAUCUGUACCGCUUAGUGGCCGCCUCGCGCAUAUUGCACACGAUCGUGUAUGCCGUCGUGGUCAUUCCUCAGCCGGCCCGCUUCCUUGCCUUCGUGGGUGCGAUGAUGCCAACGGCCUACAUGACCCUGCAGACGAUACUGUACUUCAUGCUGUAGGCGGUGGUGAUGGAUCAGUUGAUUAGAAGCAAGGAAUAAAUAUUUACUGCCGGGUGAGGCUAUGGUCGGUUUUCAGGGAAACAA
This is a messenger RNA of Anopheles arabiensis, 1831 nucleotides long. RefSeq names its product microsomal glutathione S-transferase 1-like. The transcript has 4 exons. Gene Ontology annotation, cellular component: membrane. The coding region runs from base 1286 to 1747 and encodes 153 amino acids. The record is from RefSeq and is a predicted model, not a curated record. Lineage: Eukaryota; Metazoa; Arthropoda; Insecta; Diptera; Culicidae.